Anopheles cruzii is the source of this 342-nucleotide messenger RNA. RefSeq names its product 28S ribosomal protein S21, mitochondrial (gene mRpS21). The transcript has 2 exons. The coding region runs from base 53 to 316 and encodes 87 amino acids. Gene Ontology annotation, biological process: translation. Gene Ontology annotation, molecular function: structural constituent of ribosome. The record is from RefSeq and is a predicted model, not a curated record. NCBI's taxonomy places the organism in Eukaryota, Metazoa, Arthropoda, Insecta, Diptera, Culicidae. Gene Ontology annotation, cellular component: ribosome.
UCCAGCGGAACCGAUUUGAUCCCAUCAGCUAGAGCGUCCCGCAGCCAGCACUAUGCGUCACGCAAAGUUCAUCGCACGCACGGUGCUUGUGCAAAACAACAACGUCGAAGAAGCUUGCCGAGUUUUGAAUCGCAUUUUGGGAAAGGAAGAAAUCUUUGACCAGUUUCGGCGCACCCGAUACUACGAGAAGCCAUUCCAGACUCGCCGGCGCAUCAACUUCGAACGCUGCAAAUCGAUCUACAACGAGGACAUGAACCGGAAGAUCCAGUUUGUGUUGCGAAAAAAUCGCGUUGAUCCGUUCCCGGGUUGCAGUUAAAUGUAUCAGUAAAACGUAGUACAAUC